GGAAGCUCCCCCCACUCGGCGGCUGCCGAGCUCUGCAGGCCGGGGCUGGGCGCGGACUCGGCGCGGGGCUGCGCGUUGCCCGGGCCCCGGAGCGGCGCGCGGUUUUCCUGGAAUUGUAGCGUGGCAUGGCUGUGCUAAGGAGCUUUUGUUAAACGUGAUUGGAGGCCUUUGGCAGGAUACAAACAGCUUGACUCACGACAACACCAGGGGAAGGACUCAGCUGCACCGGCCCAGCAGCCAGCAUGGAUCAGGGUCUGCAUGGCGAUGUACAGGUGGAGCGCAUCCUCGUGUAUUCCUUUCUGAAGAACUGUCACAACUGUGAUUUCAGCAAAGAGCUGGAUUCUCUGAGAAGCGAGGUGAUGGUUUCCCCAUCAAAAAACUUCCUCUCUGUUGAGUUUGAUGAUGGGGAGCUUCAGACAGAUGGGAAUCGGAGUGGCCGGUUCCAGAAUGGUGAGCCAGGUUCUGUGGUUGAUGAGGCCAUUUUCCAGCUCAUCGGAGCUCGGCUUGCUGAGAUCGGGGACCAAGUGGCUAGGGAGAUCGAUCAGAGAGUAGUAAAUGAUCUAGUGCAGCAAUUUGUGAAUGAGAAUCUGACCAAAGAGGAGAUAAUGAGGCGUCUGUCUAAUACAGUGGAGGGGCUCAUGAGAACCGUACCUUUAGAAAUGGAUCGGGAGAAAGCCAUGCUGGUGCUAGCAAUGGUUUUAGCCAGAACAGUAGCAAACAAAAUGCCAUCCCUUCUAUACCGUGUCUUUAACACCACUGUGAAUUACAUCAACCAGAACCUCCACAAUUACGUCAUCAACCUGGGAUAACAAAGUUGAAUGAGAAUGGAGCCAGUCCCAUUGACUGCUGUGGAGAAGAUUGCUUUUUGAGUAUUUACUUUAAACAUUAAAACUUUGCUUUUUUUUUUCCUCAUUUAAAUUCUUUGCAAUGCAGCUGUGAAGGGGGAAGCACAACCCCUUAGUUAUGUUUUAGGUUUUUCAGAGAUCAGUACAGGAGAAAUGUUCAAGCUGUGCGAUUGUUCAGCAGACAUGUAGGAGUAUUGCUUGCCUGUUACUUUCUUCUACCAAAUACUGACUGUGACUUGGUGCUGGUACAGACCUGUAUGACUUAAGAGGAAGUGCCAGUUGGCAGUGCACUCAGGUGUGUUUACUGAAACUUUAGCCCAUGCACUGAGGAUAGGAUCUGUUGGCAGUGAGCCUGCAGCCUGUUAGGGUAUGUCUUCCCUGCAAGGUUAAUGCAUGAGAUCAAUAGUGGUAGUGGCCUAGCCCA
Molecule: messenger RNA, 1269 nt
Organism: Terrapene triunguis (Three-toed box turtle)
Lineage: Eukaryota; Metazoa; Chordata; Testudines; Emydidae
Gene: BID
Product: BH3 interacting domain death agonist
Exons: 7
Coding region: 243-809 (188 amino acids)
Biological process (GO): positive regulation of extrinsic apoptotic signaling pathway; apoptotic mitochondrial changes; positive regulation of release of cytochrome c from mitochondria
Cellular component (GO): mitochondrion; cytoplasm; cytosol
Source: RefSeq, a predicted model, not a curated record